Messenger RNA from Peromyscus californicus insignis, 330 nucleotides. Its product is annotated as protein kish-A-like. NCBI's taxonomy places the organism in Eukaryota, Metazoa, Chordata, Mammalia, Rodentia, Cricetidae. The coding region runs from base 1 to 219 and encodes 72 amino acids. The record is from RefSeq and is a predicted model, not a curated record. Gene Ontology annotation, biological process: intracellular transport; protein secretion. The transcript has a single exon.
AUGUCUGCCAUUUUCAAUUUUCAGAGUCUGCUGACUGUAAUCUUGCUGCUUAUAUGUAUGUGUGCUUAUAUCCAAUCCUUGGCACCCAGCCCCCUGGACAGAAAUAAAACUGGAGUAUUGGGAAUAUUUUGGAAGUAUGCCCGAAUUGGUGAACGCGAGAGUCCUUAUGUUGCCGUAUGCUGUAUAGUGAUGGCCUUCAGCAUCCUCUUCAUACAGUAGCUUUGGAAACUACCAGUGUGUGAUUGCCAUCAGACUCUGUAAACAAGGACUUGCCACCAGAAAAUAAUGAGAAGAAUGGUUAACCCUUUUAUCUCUGAACAUGAAAUGAGA